Molecule: messenger RNA, 749 nt
Organism: Zymoseptoria tritici IPO323
Lineage: Eukaryota; Fungi; Ascomycota; Dothideomycetes; Mycosphaerellales; Mycosphaerellaceae
Exons: 2
Source: RefSeq, a predicted model, not a curated record
UUCUCAGCAACGUUCUGUCAGUUCAACGCAUCCUGUUAUACCAGUCACUCCUUCAACUCCGACCAUAGCAGCAUAGCACAGCAAUAGAAUUGCAACAGCAACUCUACCUCCCUUCAAGACAGCCAGACGAUUGAACAGCUCGAACGCACAGCGAGAACGACAAACGAAUCUUCAACAUGCCUCAACACAAGCGCGGUCCGUGGUCGCAGCAGGAAGACCAACUCCUCCUCCACCUCGUCUCAGUCCACGGUGCACACAACUGGGUCCGCAUCUCCUCGACCAUCCAGACUCGUUCGCCCAAGCAAUGUCGAGAACGAUUCCACCAGAACCUCAAACCCAACCUGAACCAUGAUCCGAUCACUCCCGAGGAGGGCAUUCUCAUCGAGCAAAUGGUGGCCGACAUGGGCAAGCGAUGGGCAGAGAUUGCACGCCGUCUGCGAGGACGCAGUGACAAUGCGGUGAAGAACUGGUGGAAUGGAGGCAUGAACCGACGACGACGCAACAACCAGCAACGCCGCGCCGAGUUCGAGGUCCGUCAUCAACAACACCAGCCUCAGCAGGUCCAACAGCACCACUACCAACCUCAACAACACCACGCCAUGCAACAACAACAACAACAACAACCUCUUCCUCAGCAAUUCCACCCUCACCAACAAUCCAUGAUGGCGCCUCAGCAGUUCUACGGCCAACAGAUGUAUCAGCCAACAAGCCACAGCCAACCUCAACAGCUCAGCAUCCCGCACAACCUG